This is a messenger RNA of Babjeviella inositovora NRRL Y-12698, 1614 nucleotides long. RefSeq names its product tRNA (guanine26-N2)-dimethyltransferase (gene TRM1). Gene Ontology annotation, cellular component: nucleus. Gene Ontology annotation, biological process: tRNA N2-guanine methylation. The record is from RefSeq and is a predicted model, not a curated record. Gene Ontology annotation, molecular function: RNA binding. The transcript has 3 exons. NCBI's taxonomy places the organism in Eukaryota, Fungi, Ascomycota, Pichiomycetes, Serinales. The coding region runs from base 1 to 1614 and encodes 537 amino acids.
AUGUCCACGAAUACCCCGCUCAAUAUCGAUGACUACACCGUCAUCACUGAGGGGAAGGCGCAUAUCUUGACUCCUAAGGAGUACAAGGUGUUCUACAACCCGGUCCAGCAAUUCAACCGAGACUUGUCAACUGCCGGGAUCCGCGCGUGGUCCGAGCUUUACGUUGCUGAACAAGAGGCUAAGAAGCAGGAAAAGAUAAAAGAAACAGAAGAGAUUAAAGAAAUGAAUGUUAAGGCUGAACCUUCGACUCCAGCCCCUUUUAUCAACAUUUUGGAAGCCCUCUCCGCCACCGGUCUCCGCGCCAUCCGCUACGGCAAGGAGAUUCCCCUUGUCAAAAACGUGGUUGCCAACGAUAUGCUUGAUGAAGCGGUUUACGCCAUCAAUCGCAAUAUCGAAUACAACGCCGCUUCCAACGUGGUUGCCAAUCACGGUGACGCUAUCAAGUACAUGUCGAACCUUCCCUCCGACAAGACCUUCCACGUGGUGGAUUUGGACCCGUAUGGCACUGCUGCGCCGUUUAUCGACUCGGCGUUGAACGCGAUCAGUAACGAUGGGUUGAUGCUCGUCACCUGUACCGAUUUGGGAGUUUUAGCUGGUGCUGGGUUCCCGGAAAAGUGCUUCGCCUUGUACGGGGGGACCACGUUGCCCAAGGGGGCCUCCCACGAGGCAGCCUUGCGCUUGGUACUCCACAUGAUUGCUACCACGGCGGCCAAAUACAAGAAAGCCAUUGAACCAGUGUUGUGCUUAUCCAUUGAUUUCUAUGUCCGGUUGUUCAUCCGUGUCAGAACGUCGCCAAUCAAGGUUAAGGAGCUUGCUUCCAACACCAUGAUCACCUACCACUGCUCCGGAUGUGGUGCCAACGCCAACCAGCGCUUAGGGAAAUGUGAAACCAACGCGAAGGGCACCGCUAACAAAUUUGGCUGGGCUGCUGGCCCGCCAGUGAGCUCCCAUUGCCACAACUGCGGCUUCCUGAACCACGUCUGCGGCCCAAUGUGGGCCGGGCCGUUGCAGAACCAUACAUUUAUCGAUAAAAUCCUCGCCAUCAAUGCUACCUUAGAUGAUGAGACCUACGGCACCAGAGCCAGAAUCACCGGGAUGUUGACCUUGGCCAGACAGGAGUUGUCAGACGCGCCGUUCUACUUCGACCCCACCAAGUUGACUUCCAUCUUGAAGACCCAGCCCAUUCCGAUGAAGUCCUUGGUGGCUGCGUUGGGCAAUUCGGGCUUUGAAGUCUCUUUGACCCACGCCUCCAGCGGUGCCAUCAAGACUAACGCGCCGUGGAGCGUGGUCUUGGAGGUAUUUAAGCAAAAGUUGGCCGAAAAGUUGGAAAUUGCCGAUGAGAGCGCCAAGGCGAAAUUGCAAUCCAGCGCUAACGGCUCCAAGAACAUCACGUCUGGGAUGGCGGGCUACAAGAUUAUGAACCAGGACUUGACCCAAAGCUUUUCCAAGGAGCUAAAGGAGAGGUUGGGGAUAACCGAGCAAACACCGUUUAUCGUUGACUUUGAGACCCCCAACGAGGUCAGCAAGAGGGUGGAGAAGUUGCGAAAGGUCAAGAUCGUGCGGUUCCAACAGAACCCAACCAAGAAUUGGGGGCCAAAGGCUAAGCCUCAGUAG